AAGUAUGUAGAGGUAGAAGUGGGCGGGUCUCAUCCAGCCAAACAAAGGAAUGUUUACUGAGAUUGUCCAUAAAUUAUAUCCAUUUAUCUAGCUAGCUAGCUAGCUGUUGUGCAACAUGCUCUCUGCUAUAAGGAAGCUGCUUCCCUCCAUGGCUCCCCUCAAUGUGAGGGUGUCCAGCUCUAGAAUGCUCUCCACUCCUGCCCCAAAACAGUUUGAGGACAUCCCAGGGCCCAGGGGCUACCCUUUCAUAGGUACUGCCCUCGACUACAGGAAUGACAAGUUUACCAUGUUCAGAGUCUUGAAGAAGAGGCUGGAAAAGUAUGGUCCUUUGUAUCGAGAGAAGAUGUUUCCAGGGAUGCCGGAGCAAUUGGUGGUGUUUAUGCCUGACGAUAUCGAGACUGUGUUUCGAUCGGACUCUAUUUGGCCAAAUAGGCCAGAGGGUGGGGAGAUCACUCAGAAGCUGUUCAGAGAUUCUGGAAUGACAGAAAUUGGAAUAAUUAGCGCACAAGGUGAGCAGUGGCACAAGAUGCGGUCUCCAAUGUCCAAGUUCAUCAUGGUCCCCAGGAAGGUGGCAGAGUAUCACGAGGGCUUCAACAACAUCACAUUGGAUCUCAUCAAGAACAUAGAGAUGAAGAAGGACUCUCACUCGGCCCUACUCAGUGAUGUGCCCAGUCUACUCUUCAAUUGGUCCUUUGAAUCUGUUGCUUUAUUUUGCCUCGGGAAGCGGCUUGGGGCACUCACUGAAAGUGGAGAGACUUCACCAGAAAGCCAAGAGUUCAUUAAAUACGUUGGAAAGCUGUUUAAUGACUUCACAGAAGUUUUAUUCGCAGUUCCUCUCUAUCUUAUCUAUCCAACAAAAGGGUGGAAGCAUAUUGUCAACGUGAACAAGACAGUACACAAGCUGGCACGUCAGUUCAUCGACGAGAAGCUUGCUGAGAUUGCUGAGGAUGACAGGAGAGCCUUGGAGGCAGUCAGUGGUGAGGAGGAGGUCCCUGACAAAGUGGACUUCAUUACUUACAUGAUCCACUCGGGGAAGAUGAGCGUCGAAGAAGUUUCAGUGAAUAUCGUCGAUCUACUCAGUGCCGGAGUGGAAACUACCUCGUACACACUUUCUUGGGCUCUCUAUUCUCUGGCCAGCAAUCCUGAGGCUCAAGAGAAGCUUAGAAAUGAGAUACAGAGUGUUGUCGGCUCAGACAAGAUGGUCACUCCUGCUCACAUCAACCUGAUGAGCUAUCUUAGGAGCAUCAUCAAAGAAACUCAAAGACUCUACCCAGUUGCUGUGUUCAAUCAGCGUGUCCUGCAGCAAGAUGUUGUUCUCUCAGGGUAUACCGUUCCUGAAGGGACUGAAGUUUUACUUCCACAAAUUCUCCUUGGACGAAUGCCCGAGUUAUUCUCUGAGCCGGACAAGUUCUCACCAGAGAGGUGGAGUAAAGAGAACAAGGACUCACUGCCCAGCAUGUUCGCUCAACUACCCUUUGGGUUUGGUGCCAGAAUGUGUGUGGGUCGUCGGCUAGCUGAGCUAGAGCUCCACAUUGCCUUGGCUCACCUUAUCAGGGAGUACAAGGUGGACUGUCUCGACAAAGAGCCAAUGGGGUACAUGAUGAAGGCACUGCUGAAACCUGACAAACAACUGAACCUAACCUUUAACAAACUUUGAUUUACAUAUACAAUGACUGCUUAAAAAUAAUUUUCAUUAUAUUCAAUAGCUUGUUCGUUUUGAUUCUUUAAUUCAGAGGUAAUUGUAAUAACACUUUCCAGUAAUUUGCGAACAUUUGCCAUUAAUUUGUGUACAUGAUCGAUAAUUGUGUAUAUCUCA
Halichondria panicea is the source of this 1816-nucleotide messenger RNA. RefSeq names its product cytochrome P450 10-like. The record is from RefSeq and is a predicted model, not a curated record. Gene Ontology annotation, biological process: cortisol metabolic process; glucocorticoid biosynthetic process; C21-steroid hormone biosynthetic process. The transcript is spliced from 7 exons. Lineage: Eukaryota; Metazoa; Porifera; Demospongiae; Suberitida; Halichondriidae. Gene Ontology annotation, cellular component: mitochondrial inner membrane. Gene Ontology annotation, molecular function: iron ion binding; monooxygenase activity; heme binding. Bases 116 to 1657 code for a protein of 513 amino acids.